This is a messenger RNA of Saccharomyces kudriavzevii IFO 1802, 1779 nucleotides long. RefSeq names its product alanine transaminase ALT1 (gene ALT1). The record is from RefSeq and is a predicted model, not a curated record. The coding region runs from base 1 to 1779 and encodes 592 amino acids. Lineage: Eukaryota; Fungi; Ascomycota; Saccharomycetes; Saccharomycetales; Saccharomycetaceae. Gene Ontology annotation, biological process: biosynthetic process. The transcript has a single exon. Gene Ontology annotation, molecular function: pyridoxal phosphate binding; L-alanine:2-oxoglutarate transaminase activity.
AUGUUAUCUUUGUCAGUCAAAAAUCGCUGCACAGCGAGCAACUGUAUAACUGACAUUAUUAAGUCAUACCAUAUAAGAACUCUCACUACAAGCGUAAAAAAAAUGCCAUACAUCAAUCCCCCCUUUAUCACUACAGCCAGUAAUACAAAACUGAAAGCUUUCAGGAAAGUCAGGCCCGUCCUCCAAAGGCAUAGCUCUUCCUGGGUUGCUGGUCAAAGCCAUAGUCGUUCAUUAUCCGGCCAGUCUUCACUGAACGACCUGCGCCAUUUGAAUCGCUUCCCACACCACACAUUAAAAACCGGCAAUGAUGACUUUUAUCCUGCUGAACAAUUGACUUUGGAAGACGUAAAUGAAAAUGUCUUGAAGGCUAAGUAUGCUGUUAGAGGUGCCAUCCCCAUGAGAGCUGAAGAACUGAAAGCUCAAUUGGAGAAAGAUCCUCAAUCUUUGCCAUUCGAUAAGAUUAUCAAUGCCAAUAUCGGGAACCCUCAGCAACUACAACAGAAACCCUUGACCUACUACAGGCAGGUCUUGUCUCUCUUACAAUACCCAGAACUAUUAAACCAAAACGAACAACAACUAGUUGACUCGAAACUGUUCAAGCUAGAUGCCAUUAAACGUGCCAAAAGCUUGAUGGAAGACAUUGGUGGUUCUGUUGGUGCUUAUUCUUCUUCUCAGGGUGUGGAAGGUAUAAGGAAAAGUGUCGCCGAAUUUAUAACAAAGAGGGACGAUGGCGAGAUAUCUUAUCCGGAGGACAUUUUUCUAACUGCUGGUGCAUCCGCAGCCGUCAAUUACCUGUUAUCCAUAUUCUGUAGAGGUCCAGAAACAGGUGUCUUGAUUCCUAUUCCACAAUAUCCAUUAUACACUGCCACUUUGGCCCUGAACAAUUCUCAAGCUUUGCCGUACUAUUUGGACGAGCAAUCAGGGUGGUCAACUAAUCCAGAAGAAAUAGAAACCGUCGUCAAAGAAGCUAUACAAAACGAAAUCAAGCCUACUGUGCUAGUAGUUAUCAAUCCAGGUAAUCCUACCGGUGCUGUUUUAUCGCCAGAAUCUGUAUCCCAGAUUUUUGAAGUUGCAGCCAAGUAUGGCACAGUUGUGAUAGCUGACGAAGUUUAUCAAGAAAACAUUUUCCCUGGCACCAAGUUCCAUUCAAUGAAAAAAAUUUUGAGAACUCUACAGAGAGAACAUCCAGGUAAAUUCGAUAAUGUUCAGCUAGCUUCUUUGCACUCAACUUCUAAAGGUGUCUCUGGUGAAUGUGGCCAAAGAGGUGGUUACAUGGAACUCACCGGGUUCAGCCAUGAAAUGAGGCAAGUUAUUCUAAAACUGGCCUCGAUUUCAUUAUGUCCCGUCGUGACUGGCCAAGCUUUGGUUGAUUUAAUGGUUCGUCCACCAGUGGAAGGGGAGGAAUCAUUUGAGUUGGAUCAAGCAGAACGUAACUCUAUUCAUGAGAAGUUAAUUACAAGAGCAAUGACUUUGUAUGACACAUUCAACUCCUUGGAAGGAAUCGAAUGCCAAAAGCCUCAGGGUGCCAUGUACUUGUUUCCCAAGAUAGAUUUGCCUUUCAAAGCCGUUCAAGAAGCGCGCCAUUUAGAACUGACUCCUGACGAAUUUUAUUGUAAGAGCUUGUUAGAAUCUACGGGUAUUUGUACUGUUCCUGGUUCCGGAUUCGGCCAAGAACCAGGCACUUAUCAUUUAAGAACAACAUUCUUGGCACCUGGUCUUGAAUGGAUAAAGAAAUGGGAAACUUUUCACAAAGAGUUUUUUGACCAGUAUCGUGAUUAA